This is a messenger RNA of Pomacea canaliculata, 10813 nucleotides long. Its product is annotated as polycystic kidney disease and receptor for egg jelly-related protein-like. Gene Ontology annotation, molecular function: protein binding; calcium channel activity; calcium ion binding. NCBI's taxonomy places the organism in Eukaryota, Metazoa, Mollusca, Gastropoda, Architaenioglossa, Ampullariidae. Gene Ontology annotation, cellular component: membrane. Gene Ontology annotation, biological process: detection of mechanical stimulus. The record is from RefSeq and is a predicted model, not a curated record.
CAUGCCCUCCAUUUUCGGUGUGUGAGAACUUUCCCGGAAGUUUUGACUGUCAGUGCGCACAAGGCUUCUACAAUCAAAGUGGCCAAUGCAUGGAUAUCGACGAGUGUCAAGACCCAGUGACCUACCCUUGCCAGCAGCAUGCGGUUUGUGAAAAUCUUCGGGGCAUUUACCUGUGCACGUGUCUACAGGGCUUUGUACCCCAGGGAGGUGCAUGCCAAGAUGUCAAUGAGUGCAUCAUGUCGUCUGUGUGCCCUGCACUAUCUGAGUGUCAAAACACUGAGGGAAACUAUUCCUGUGUCUGUCAAAGAGAACUGUUCCAGAUCGACCCCUACACCUGCACAGAGGCAAAGACUUUUGAGCUGAUAUUUCCUUCUACUCUUGAAGCAGACAACCUGACACUUCAGGUUGACGCUGAACUAAGGCUCAACCUUUCAAGUCAGUUUCUGGGGAUCACCCUCAGCUCGGGGAGCCGACGACUAUUCUUGCGAUUGUCAACAAAUUAUUCCGGAGGAACCCUUGUCUUGAAGAAUGCUCUUAGUCCCUUGUUUGACCAAAUCAGCUUUAACUACACACUGGUCAAUCAGACCAGCUUGGACAUUGUGGACGUUGAUGAGUGCAAAGAGGUCAACUGGACGGACUGUUCAACAAACGGAUCUUCUUGCAAGAACACUGUUGGUGGCUACACCUGUGAAUGCAGCCCGGGUUUUGUGGAUUACUUUGAUAGCAAACGCCCAGGGCGACUAUGUCUGGCAAUUGACAACAAUCAUCAACAACCAAUCAAGGGCCUAGCCAUGACAGUUAAGUCUAUGUCUCAAAUCACAUCACCAAAUUCUAAAUAUCAAGUUGGCGACAAGGUGGUUUUCACACUGAGCAUGACAGAGGGGUCUCACGUGAAAUUUCGCAUUCAAUUUGGCGACGGGGGUGCGGACAGCUUGGUUCAUCCCAAUAUCAUUUCCUACCUGUCAUCGGUGAGUCUCAACUAUACUUACGAGCGCAGUGGAGUGUGGACGGCAGUAGUGAACGCAAGCAAUGCGGUCAGUUACAUGAUGGCGUCAACGAACGUCAAGAUUAUUGAACCCGUUAGAAACCUUAUUUUGAACACCACAGAAAUUUCUCAGUCUCCUGCGUCAACAUAUUUGUUUACGGUGGCCUUAAAAACCACGAACUUAACUUUGGAAGAUGUUGCUUGCAAGUUUGACUUUGGCGACGGGCAGUCAGAAACCCGUUCACAAGAUUCGUUGACACAGACAAAAUCAAUCUCAACGACGCAUGGCUACAACAUCGGAAUCUUUGACAUAACUGUCGUGUGCAGCAACAACAUCAGCGCCCAGUCUUUGAACACGACCGCCAAAGCCGAAGAGGUUAUUAGCGGUCUGAAGGUUUUACCAGCACGUUAUACGUCAACUGCCGCAGGCUCCAAUAUUGUCCUGAGGGUGGACCUUGGAGACGGCCGGCAGGAAACGUACACCUUGGGGAACAACAGACGCGGGUCGUCCGUGAUACAGAUGCCGGUCAAGUACUCUCAGGUAGGCCGCUACUCUGUGUCGCUCUCGGCCGAAAAUCUGUUGAGUCGUGCCACGGUCGCCUUAACUAAUCGGAUCCGUGUUCUAAAUAUAGUCAAGGACCUGGUGUUGGUGGCUCCCGGCCCAGUAGCCUACCCGCCUGGCAGGGCAAACCUCGCUGUCGUGUAUAGUCUGACCAGCUCUCCACCUAGCGACGUGUCAUGUGAGAUCAUCGCCGAGUUCCUGUUUUCGUCUGUUUACACCACCAGCGAGAUCAGCGUGGGGAACAACCUGACCUUGCCCUUGACCUUCACUGAUGUCUCGGCCGUGGGUGUCAACUCCGUGACUGUCAACUGCUCUAACCCGCUGAGCUAUCAGGUGCUGCAAGCGGACGUCCUAGUGCAGGCGGUGGUGGAGGAAGUCGCUGUAAGGGUCAACCAGACGUACAUCAUGGUCAAAGGGGCCGUCGACGUCAACAUAUCUGUCGGCUUUGGCAGCCACGCACAGUACAUUCUCGAUUUCGGUGACGGGUCCAACUUCAGUGGGGUGUUCGUGCCCACAGUGGUGGAGAAAAAAGUCCUGACCAUCCGUCACGCCUUCGAAUGGGCGGGACUAUAUACUGUUACCCUCAGUGUUUUCAACCGCGUGUCCAGCUCUGUAGCGAGAGCCAUGGUCGGGGCGCUGGAGGAAGUGACGGAUGUGAGCUUGUCGGCAUGGUACCAGCCUUUGGACAAUAAUGACACCUUGCGAGGUGGGCACGGUUCUGCUGGCGAUGUCUUCCCCUUGGAGAGGGAAAUCAUUCUCGUAGCUGCACUGGGUUCGGGCAACGACAUCACCUACACAUGGUCGUUGGGGGACGGGGGACCACCGGUCAGCACUAGAGACAAGCUGCUGCGGCACACGUUUCGCAGUGUGGGACGUUACCUGGUCUCCGUCAACGCCAGCAACGCCUUAUUCUACGGCACAGCCAACACCGUUGUGACGAUUCACCAGACAGUGCUGAUGCAUACACUCACCAAUAACGGACCGACAGACGCCUAUCGAACCAUCCGCUUCACACUAACGCUUGCACGACUCGGCACCGACACCUGCUUCGUCUGGAACAUGGGCGACGGCUCGGAGGACUACGUCUUCGGCGAAAGCCACUGCGCCAAGUACACCAACACCUCGGUGGACAAGUUCUCAAAAAUCCCUAGCACCCUGCAGGUCAUCCAAGAUCACAUGUACCGCACCAACGAUACCUUCUAUGUUAAAGUGCUUGCCAAGAAUCUGGUCUCAGAGGGCGUGAUUAACAAUAUUGCCGUUAUCUCGGGAGUUAGUUGUCACUAUCCGCAGGUCCACAUUGCUGGUGGGGGUCAGCAGAUUGACAAACCGGUUACACGCCUCAAGUCCCAAUGGAUCUCCAUCGAGAGCACAGUUGACAUUAAUUGUCAGGUUACACAGCAAGCAGAUUACUUUUGGAAGACUGAAAGAGUUCUUACGGGGAACAAUUUUCUGGACUUCAAAUUUGAGGUCGUCUCUGUGGACAGCAUUUCAGCUGGUCUGUUCAAAAUCCUUUACACUGCUGGAGUCUUUGAACUAGGAACAUACAGAAUAAGCUUGAAUGUGUCUAUGAAGGGCAUCCCUGGGCUUUUCCAGUCCCACUUCACAUAUCUUCUCAUUAAUCCUACCCCACUCGUGGCGUACAUUCGGGGAGGAGCUUCCAGAAUAGUCGGCUACGACAAAGUGUUCUUUUUGGACGCCAUCAGCGACAGCUACGACCCAGACCAGCGAGACCUCAAGGAUAAAACCGGCCUCGCUUUCCAAUGGUAUUGCCAAAGAGCAGGAGAAACCCUUCCCGACAACCCUCCUGUGAUUGUUAUACCCACAAAUGUGUCACAGGUAGAUUUCAGGGGCCAAGGGGGAUGCUUUGGAACAGGACCAGGGAAGUUACCUGUUGGGUUAUCGGGGUAUUUGCAGGCUAACUCCUUCUUUCUCCAGUUUAAGUCAGUAAACGUGUUCACCGUGGAAGUGAGGAAGGACAAUCGAUUAUCUACAUAUGUUCAGGCCGUGACUGUCGUCGAUGGAGACCCACCUCAGCUAAAUAUAGAGUGCGUGAUCAACUGCAACAGCAAAGUGAAUCCUUCAGGGGAGUUCACUCUUCUGGUCAGGUGUCUGCAAUGCCGACCUACAGACAGGAUCACUUUCCAGUGGUCGCUUUUUCUGGAGAGCAAGGACGGCGCUUUGACUUCUGUAGCUAUACCAGACAAUGCUACCCCUACAGGUCUAAGCUCACCAGGGAUUUCAUUCAAACCUUCGUAUCUUAAAGGGGGACUGACUUACAGAUUAAGGGUAGAUGGUGUUCGAGAUGGGUACGCACCUGGGUAUACGGAGUACGUAUUUGUCACCAACCUUCCACCGUACGGAGGAAACUGCUGGAUCUUCCCACAAGAAGGAUUCGCUCUAGACACGCUUUUUGUCAUCAACUGUUCUGGAUGGCUAAACCCUGGAGAAGAAAGCUCUUCUGGGCGAGGACUUAUUUACAGGUUCUAUCUCUCCCCCGGUCAAUCCAAUCAGCUUCUUUACUAUGGCACUGACCCUUUCACACCGGAGAGUAAGCUGCUAGGACUAGAGGACAAAAACUUUCGUUAUGACGUCACGGUGCGAAUAGCCAAUCCCAUUGGCGAGUACAUUCAGCAAGUAAUCACUGUCAAGGUCACGCGGCCUACCGUCAUGAAAAGUGUGGACAGUUUGUUGAACCUGACACUAGGGGGGACAAGCCGGCUGUCGAUGUUUCUCGCUACCGGCCGAGAGCAGGAAGCUAAGCAGAUGAUUGUUGCCCUUGCAUCGCUUCUCAAUACAGAGGUCGUGGCCAGAAGUCCAACUACCACUGCAGCAACAACCACAAGAUCAACACCAGUAACAACACAAGCAACAGCGUUCGUAACGCAGAGAGCAGUCAACAUCACAGGCACAUUCCCGGUUCCAGCGACUAGCCCCAUUUCCUUAUCGUCGACAACAGCGACGACAUCUGCAGGAACCUGUCACCACCACAGUCGCUGGUGGCAGAAGUAUGUCUACUACGACCACAGCGCAAACCUCGACAGACUGAGAACCGAAGUGGUGAAGUCGUUAGCCAAAACAACAGCCUUGACCUUGGACUCUCUUCAGCAGACAGCGCGAGCUGUGAAGGUCAUCACGGACCAGACUGAUGAGAUAUCGGAGGAAUGUCAAAGAGUCACUGUUGGAACAAUGGCAGACAUAACUGUCUCCUUCAGUAGUAUGGUUGCCGAGGAAAGAACACAGUCCAUAGAGCAGGAGAUGAACACAGCUGGAGACAUCGUGGCCACUCUGGGCAACGUCCUUCUCGCAGCCACUAAAGGGGUGACUGUCCAAGAUAUUUUAAUCCUGUCUUUGAAAGAUGCGAGCACAGAUGGUUUGGCAAGCGUCUCUACCAUGCCGACGAACAUCACCACGUGGAGCACCUCUCCAAACUCCAGAGGACCAUCAUCCGGUGUUUCGUUGCUAGCCUCGUCAUCUGUAGCUGCGCCAACGAGCACUACUGAACAGCCUACUCUGAACAAACGGGAACAGGUGCGAUUGCUGACGCAGCAGACGAUGGCGUUGGCAGACGUAGUUGCGAAGACGGUGCUGCAGCGUCAGGUGCCCGGAGCGCCUCCUGUGGUCUUGUCCAGCCGUCUCUUCACCGUGACAGUUGCUCGCAACAGUUUGUCUACCUUCAACAACAGCGUCACUCCUCACAAUGGUUCAUUUGUAUUUCCUUCAGCCGAGAACUUCCUCGUCGACAAUGCAACUUCCUUUCUAGAUACUCAGUUUGUCACCACGAACAAAAACCCCUACAUCUGGGAUGCCAGUGCAAAGGAAGUGACAUCACCAGUUCUGAGCAUGAAAGUGUACGACGAGCUCGGCACCAAUAUUAACGUGUCAGACCUCAGCCAACCUAUCAAAAUCGAGAUCACGACGGGGGCGACAGGUACCGUGCCCGUCAGCGUGAUCCCCUUUCUAACAGGUGAUGCAGAUCUGUAUUACCAUGUCAUUGACCCCCAGUGGAACAUGACUGAAGCCCUGAGCAUUGACCUCAAGCCUUUGGACCGUCACGUGACUUUGGAAGCCUUCUUUAAGUGGGGGUCGUCACCAACAGCAACGGAUUACGACUUUUAUCGCAGGUUACAAUGGUUAAAGCUACUGGCGAGUAAUUUUAUCCUUUUAUCAAUUAAAUCUUCGCCAGUGAACGUCAGCCUGGAAGAACCUGAUUACACCGACUACUACUUAGACCUUGACACGGCGGGGGUCAGGAACGAGUCCCUCCCGCCCUACAGCGUCACCUUCUUCACCAGCUCGUGCCGCUUCUGGAACGAGAGGCAAGAGACGUGGUCCUCCGACGGGUGCGAGGUGUCUGCCAAGUCUACAGCAGAAGUCACUCAGUGUCUAUGCUCGCAUCUGACUUCUUUCGCUUCUGGUGUGUUCGUUGCACCAAAUGCAAUCCACUUUGACACAGUCUUCGUAAGUCUAGACAAUAAGAUUUCCGACAACUUUUCUGUCCUGGUGACACUGUGCUUGACCUUUGGAGUCUACAUCGUUGGUCUAGUGUGGGCUCGUCGCAUGGAUCGGAAAGACGUGGAAAAGUGGGGAGCAACUCCUCUGGCGGAUAACGUCAUGACCGACAAGUACUUUUAUAAACUGACAGUCUUCACGGGCAUGCGCAGAGGUGCGGGUACAAGGUCAAGGGUCAGCUUCAUCUUAGCUGGAGACUACUCUGAUACUGGCGUUAGACAACUCGUGGACGAAACAGGAAAAAAGACUUUGAGUCGAGGAAGCAUCAAUCAGUAUAUUUUAGGAGUUCCAGACACUGGUUCAUUAAUGUAUCUUAGGCUCUGGCAUGACAGUUCUGGAAAGGGAAGACACCAAGGGUGGUAUCUCAACAAAGUUAUCGUUACUGAUCUCCAGAAUGGAACUAGUUACAUCUUCUUGUGUAACCGCUGGCUGGCGGUGGAAGAGGACGACGGGAAGGUGGAUCGGAUGUUACCGGUGGCCGGUCGCGAGGACCUGAUCGACUUCAACCACCUUUUCUUCACAGAGACAAGGAGGUCGCUGAGUGACAACCACCUAUGGCUGUCCGUCUUCUCGCGCCCGAGGAGGUCUUCCUUCUCCCGCGUCCAGCGGCUCUCGUGCAUCCUGUGCUUGCUUCUGGCCACCAUGAUGGCUGACGCAAUGUUCUAUCAAGCAGGCGGAGACCCAGAUACAGCUUCAGGUGCCCUGGAGAUAGGCCCGAUAAAGGUGACUCUACGGGAGCUGUAUGUCAGCUUUGUCAGCAGCCUUAUCAUCUUGCCUCUCAACGUCGUCAUCGACCAGCUGUUCCGACGAAGCAGACCGAGGGACCGCAAGACCGCCGCCGCAAUGGCUAUGGAAGGACAGCUCAGUGGACCUCCGGCAUCCCUGUCCGAGGCCAGCGCAGGACCCGACGUGUCGAACCUGUUCCGUGUGUCGGCAAGUCGACAAGAAUUUUCAUCCACACCAUUUCCUGAAAACGAACCUGGAAAUUCGAGCAUGACAAGCGUGGCCGCACCUCCAGAGGAGGCCCAAGAACAGCAAGAAUAUAGAAAAGACAGCAUGAUGAAACAGUCACAGAAGAAUCCCGAUGUUAAGGUGCCGUCAAGUGGUAGCAAGUUCAUGCUGCCUCACGCAUGCGUGUACCUGGCCUGGAUGCUGGUGGCUGCGGUCAGUGGAGUGUCCGCUUUCAUCAUCUUCUCCUACAGCAUGGAGUGGGGCCGUGACAAGUCCAUUGCCUGGCUCCUGGCUAUGUUUCUUUCCGUUGGGCAGUCUGUCACCUUGAUCCAACCAGUUAAGAUCCUUUUACAAGCAUUGCUGAUAGCGUGGGCUUGCAAGUCGCCGACUGACCGCGACACCGACAUUGAGGUGGAGGAGGUGCUGGACGCGUCACAAGUGCACCUGAUGCCUGAGGAGAUCAUGGAGUACAUGCCGAAAAUGGCCCGCCGCCCACAUCUUAGUGUCCCUCCACCUGACCCGGAGGUUCUCAACACCUGUCGAGAAAGGAGACUGAAAGAGCUGGCAAUGCAGAGGUUGACAGUUGAAAUUUUUGCUUAUUUGACGUACCUCUUUCUGCUCACGGUUAUUGCUCGGAAUAAUAGCGAUAUCUACAGGUUCCUAUGGACAAACAACAUACAGAACUUCCUGAAUUCUGGUCCUACCGCUGUUGAAGAGGUGCGCCAGGUGGAAGAUUUCUGGACAUGGACACAGAUGGCGAUGGUACCCUUCCUCUAUGCUGAGACCGACUUCCACGGCCAGCCCCUGUCCGAUGGAAACGGCCUUAUAGUGUCUUCCCUCGAUGCUUACAGGGUAGGGCCGGUCCGACUGAGACAACACCGAGUCACUAAAGACACGUGCCUCAUUUCGCAGCCGUUCAGUCCGAGCGAAGUCUCCUGCACGCAGUCGUGGAGCUGGGAAUCGGAGGACACAGCCGCGUACUCAGUAGGAUGGAAGACCCUGAGACAAGAUUUCAUGGAAGAAAUGAACUCCCCUUGGACACACAGAGACUGGACAGAAACAGACGGCCUUCCAUAUGUAGGUGACAUUAGCGCCUAUCCCCCUGGUGGCUAUAUCAAAGACCUGGUCGGCAAGAAGGAGCGAGUAUCAGGGUUUCUGAGUGAAAUGCAGUCAUUCCAAUGGCUGGACAAGUACACGCGGUCAGUUUUUGUCGAAUUUAUCUUGUACAAUCCAAACGUGAACCUUUUCGCCUGUGUGACAGUCGUCUUUGAGACCCCGGUCACCGGGUCACUCCAAGGAAAGAUCGUUGUCUCACCAUUUCGACUGUAUUCAGACACUGGGGGCUACGGGGUGGUGGUGAUAAUCUGCGAGACCCUGGCCAUCAUCUGGACAAUAUACUUUCUGCAGCGCGAAGGGAGAAAAGGGCAAGAGCGCUCUGUCUACAUCAGAAAGUUCUGGAACUGGAUAGAGCUGGGAACUUUGUUGGGGUCAGUGACUGCUAUCGUCAUGUACGUGGGGCGCCAUCUAUUGACCAUAACAGCCAUGAAGAAGGUCAAGUCUCUUAAAGGCAAGUACUACAAUUUCCAGCGUCUGGCCCUGUGGAACGAGCUGUUCAGCUAUGUACUGGCCUUUGUAACAUUUCUGGCAGUGCUGAAGACUCUGCACCUGCUGAGGUUCAAUCGCCGCCUGUCCAUGUUGGGCACCACCUUGCUCCGUGCAGCCAAGGACCUCUUCUCCUUCUCCAUCGUCUUCACUCUCGUCGUCCUCUCCUUCACUGCCUUCGGUUUCCUGCUGUUUUGCUCUCUGAUCCCCGACUACAGCACAUUCAUCAAAUCUUUAGAGACGCUUCUUGCGGUUUCUCUAGGCCAAAGUCAGUUUCAAAUUCUGCAGGAAGCCAACUUUGUGAUCGGGCCUGUGUUUUGCUUUCUGUAUAUUUUCUUCGUCUUCUUCGUGCUCCUCAACAUGUUUGUCACCAUCCUGAGUGAGACGUUCUCCGCCGUUCGCCAGGACGUGACGCAGCAGAGCAACGACUACGAGAUCCUGGAGUUCAUGUGGAGCAGGUUCUGGGAGUGGGUGGGACAACGCCAUUCAAGCUCUCAAGUGGCAGCAAAGAUACCUACAUAAGCAGAGACGACAAAGCGGAGACCUCAGUCAGACACCCACGUGACAGCUUCGAUGACAUCAGCACGGGGCCUCUAACUACGAUGUCUAUUCUCAACCUUAUGCUUCGGCACCUGGAGACCGAUUUUGAUGGCCUGAGCGAUGGUCCUCCCCGCAAUGUCAGUUCUGUGCUGAAGAUUGUCCCUGGGUACCCAUCCUUCUAUGCAGACGACAAUUUCUCACUUUACGACUCGAUGGAGGUGACUUCAGACGACGAGAAAAAAGAAGCAUAGACAUCUUGAUUGAGCAUCUUUCAAACAUGCAGGGUCAAACGGUGGAAUUUUGCUACAGCCGGCUGAUGUGAAAGUUUCAUUUUAUAUACCUUUAGUACCAGUGAAUUUAUAACUUCACUGUAUAUGAUCCUUAAGAUCCAGUGGUGCACAAAUUUUAAAUGACUGAACGAAUAUAAGGGUAAGGUACUAUUUCCUCAGAUCUUGGUAUAUACCCACUUAUGUUCUCAAAAUACACCCCUACAAAGUUGACCAUACACAGAAAAAAGUGGACACACACAUCAGGAUUUCACAAGAAUAUGUUUAAGUUGUCAAGAUUACAACCGGUGGAAGGGAUAUUUGGAAACAUGUUAAUUAAGUUUGUGUGUGUACAUAGUGGACUUCACGAGUGUACUUUGACUAAUAUUUAAAAUAUUUCUUUUUUAAUCUUUUGAUUAGGUUGUAGAAUAGCUGUCGUUACAACCUGUUGCCAUUUGCCUUUGAAUGUACAUAGAGGCGGCGUUAGCAGUACGCGGGGCCCUACGCCAGUGUCAAAUAAUAAUAAAUGCAGAAUCUAGAUAAUAGCUAGGUGAUGCAAAGGACUAAUAUAUUGUUUAGGUCACUUACAAUCAAUAAAGGAGUAGUACGGAAAAACAAUACUUUAAUUAAGUUAACUUUGAAAGUGAUAGAGCUGGAAUUUUUUUUGAAAGUUUUUGCAGCUUUCACUCUCAAUGGGCCAAAAUAAUCGCAAACCAUAAUUGCAUUCAUUACAGGAAGAAAUUAUCCGUUCAGAGUAAAUGUCAGUUACAUAGGUCUCCAAUUCUAGAAGCAGUUAGCAUAUUUAGUUUUAGAGCUGAGCAGAAACGAGAGGAAAAGCAGCUGUCAAAAGCUCAAAGCUUCGGACAAAAUAAAGCUGUGAAAAUGGAGAAAUCAACUUUCCCCUCUUCAUCGUAAACUUUGGCAAAACAAAACUUACGAGGUUCACAAAGAAGCCAAAUAUUUAUAUUACAAGUUACACGCAUAGUGAAGCAAAGUAUUUUCCAGGAACUGUUAGUUGAAAAAAAACGAAAAAAGAGAUCGAUUUAUGAUACUUAGAAAAAUUCCUCAUUGAAAACCAAGUAAAGAGUAUUAGUAAGCUAGAUUUAAAACAUUAUUUACAAAAGAGGAAUGAACAGCAUUUUUCUAUGCUCAGAAAACAACUUUUAAAAUACCAUCUAAUUACUUUUCGUCUUUGUCGAUCGAAGUUUAAACCUGCAUUAAUCUUCUUUUGCUUAGUGGUUGUUUUUUUAAAGUGUAGUGUAUAUAUGGUGAGAAUCUUACGGUUAGUGCUUACAAACUGACAUCAAGUGUUUAAACUGUUAUAGUCUUUCAAUGGAUGUGAAAGGUUUUCAAGGGCUUCUCUUGAGUAAAGCUCUGUUUGAGUAAAGCUGAGUAAAG